This is a messenger RNA of Cladophialophora yegresii CBS 114405, 297 nucleotides long. RefSeq lists its product as uncharacterized. Gene Ontology annotation, molecular function: RNA binding. Gene Ontology annotation, cellular component: precatalytic spliceosome; U6 snRNP; U4/U6 x U5 tri-snRNP complex. Gene Ontology annotation, biological process: mRNA splicing, via spliceosome. The record is from RefSeq and is a predicted model, not a curated record. Lineage: Eukaryota; Fungi; Ascomycota; Eurotiomycetes; Chaetothyriales; Herpotrichiellaceae. The transcript has 2 exons. Bases 1 to 297 code for a protein of 98 amino acids.
AUGUCUUUGCAAACCUACAUCGACAAAAAAGUCAUUGUCAUUACGGUAGACGGCAGGACUCUGGUCGGAACGCUGCUCUCAUGCGACCAAGUCACCAACAUUGUUCUUAACGACACGGUCGAACGCAUUAUCCGGCCGGCAGACGACCCCGAGCCCAGCUCGCAGGUCAGUCAUGGCCUAUACCUUGUGAGAGGCGACAACAUCACAAUCGUGGGACUCGUGGAUGAGGAGCUAGAUAACAGCAUUGAUUGGGAGAAAGUCCGCGGCGAUGUCAUCGGGUCGACGAAACAUGUGUGA